AUGGUUAAAGACGGCAGUUCUUUCAGUCGAACUACCGCAGAUAAUAGAUUGUUGACUUACAUCCUCAAUGUGAUUCAGCAACCUCAGCGAGCAAGGGCUUGUGGAUCCUCAGCAAAAUCAGCUUCCCUUGCGCGGCCUAUCGAUCCCCCACCACUUCUCAGCCUUCUCAUUUUUGAGCUCAGGAACGGCGUACAAACUGAUAUCACCUUCUCUUACGAUGCAUUGUUCUUCGUUUUUGCCUCUCUGGAAGUUGCUCGGGUCGCUAGCCAUGGCAGAUUUCACCUGGGGAAGAAUCCCCCGGUACCUAUUCUCACAGGACAUCCAGUCUCUGGGGGUUGUUACUUGGAUCGUCCUCAUGAGGGGAUUUUCUUUCCCUUUCCCGAUUUAUCUGUCAGGGAUGAAGGCAGAUAUAGACUUUGUUUCAAUCUCUAUGAGACAAUCAAGAACAUAGAAGAUCACGAGAGCACUGGAAACGAGCCCCCCCUAUGCCCUGGGCCAGCUAUCAGCACAGUCAGUCCCAGCGAGGUGACCCACUGGCGACUAGAGGUCAAAUCCGCCGAUUUUUCGGUUUACAUGGCGAAGAAAUUUCCUGGGCUCACAGAAAGCACGCCUUUGACCAGAAUCCUUGCCGAGCAAGGAUGUCGCGUGAGGGUCAGGCGAGAGGUGAGGAAGAGGCGCAAAGAA
Molecule: messenger RNA, 684 nt
Organism: Hyaloscypha bicolor E
Lineage: Eukaryota; Fungi; Ascomycota; Leotiomycetes; Helotiales; Hyaloscyphaceae
Exons: 1
Source: RefSeq, a predicted model, not a curated record